GGAACCGGGGAGAGGAGCAGGAGGAGCAGGAGGAGCAGGAGGAGCAGGAGGAGCAGAUCGGGUCCUGGUCCCCUCCUGCUGGCAGUGUGAGGACAGGAGGUGGACCGAGCGAUGGGGGACGUGGAGGACGUGCGAGCGUCUCAGGCGGUCCGUCUCUUUGAGACCCUGGUGCAGGCGUCCAGCUGCAGGGGGACGCUGCAGGCCUUCAGCACCCUGUGCAGACAGCUGGACCUGGACCCGCUGGACCACCACAACUUCUACGGCCACCUGAAGGACGCCGUCCGGUCCUGGAAGGUCCAGGCUCUGUGGACCAAACUGGACAAGAGGGCCCAGAACAAGGUCUACGGCCAGAACGGCGCCUGCAGCGGAACCCGGGUCCUGGUGGUGGGCGGGGGUCCGUGCGGCCUGCGCACCGCCAUCGAGCUGCGCCUGCUGGGCUGUAAGGUGGUUCUGAUCGAGAAGCGGGACACGUUCUCCAGGAACAACGUUCUGCACCUGUGGCCCUUCGCCAUCCACGACCUGCGGGGCCUCGGGGCCAAACACUUCUACGGGAAGUUCUGCGCCGGAUCCAUCGACCACAUCAGUAUCCGCCAGCUGCAGCUGAUGCUGCUGAAGGUCAGCCUGAUCCUGGGGGUCGAAGUUCACGUCAACGUGGAGUUCGUCAAGCUGCUGGAACCCAGCGAGGAACCGGACGCUCCGGGCUGGAGAGCUCUUGUCCUUCCUUCGUCUCACUCCGUCUCUGAGUUUGAGUUUGACGUCGUGAUCGGAGCCGACGGACGGAGGAACACUCUGGAGGGAAGGAGUUCCGGGGGAAGCUGGCCAUCGCCAUCACGGCCAACUUCGUGAACCGGAACAGCGCGGCGGAGGCGUCGGUGGAGGAGAUCAGCGGCGUGGCCUUCAUCUUCAACCAGCGCUUCUUCCUGGAGCUGCGGGACGAGACGGGAAUCGACCUGGAGAACAUCGUUUACUACAAAGACCAAACUCACUACUUCGUCAUGACGGCAAAGAAACACAGUCUGCUGGAGAAGGG
This is a messenger RNA of Salarias fasciatus (jewelled blenny), 1030 nucleotides long. RefSeq names its product F-actin-monooxygenase MICAL2-like. The record is from RefSeq and is a predicted model, not a curated record. Lineage: Eukaryota; Metazoa; Chordata; Actinopteri; Blenniiformes; Blenniidae. Gene Ontology annotation, molecular function: FAD binding. The coding region runs from base 112 to 846 and encodes 244 amino acids. The transcript is spliced from 7 exons.